Molecule: messenger RNA, 4129 nt
Organism: Eucalyptus grandis
Lineage: Eukaryota; Viridiplantae; Streptophyta; Magnoliopsida; Myrtales; Myrtaceae
Product: disease resistance protein RPV1-like
Exons: 6
Coding region: 471-2831 (786 amino acids)
Biological process (GO): defense response; signal transduction
Molecular function (GO): protein binding; ADP binding
Source: RefSeq, a predicted model, not a curated record
UCGAAUAGAAUUUUCUAUAUCGAACAACGGGAAAUAUUCUUUUAGUUCAUUUUCAAGUUUCAGCUUAACAUUGAAAAAUAUUAUCAUUUUCUUGAAAAUAGCUUUAUGAAAAACAUUUUCUAGAAACGUCACAUUUUCCAUGAAACGAACGGAAUCUUAAUAUGAAAUGCUAAUUCACUAUAUGAAGUGGUUUAGUUUCCUUGAUUUGACAGGAAUCAUCUUCGAUCUCAUCGUCAUUGUCCAUAACCAAUCAUGAAGUGUUCUUGAGUUUUAGAGGUGCAGAUACUCGCAAAGGAUUCACGGAUCACCUUCAUUGCAAAUUGGUAGAUGCAGGGAUCAAGGUCUUUAAGGAUGACGAGAAUCUCCAUACUGGAGAAGAGAUCAAGCCGGCGCUAAAAGAGGCGAUCAGGCAGUCGAGGAUCUCAAUAGCCAUCCUCUCCAAAGACUAUGCUUCCAGUAAAAGUUGCCUCAUGGAGGUGGUACAAAUGUGGGAGUGCAGAAUAUCUAAUGGACAGACUAUCAUCCCGAUUUUCUAUGACAUUAGUCCCUCCGAUGUAAAACACCAGGCUGGGCAUUUUGAAACAUCCUUCCGUCAACAUGAGAAGGACGGAGUCAGCUCAAAUACCAUCAUAAAAUGGAAGGAGGUUCUUCGACAGAUUGGGGGAUUAAGCGGAUAUCAUCUAGAUAACGUAUAUGGGGGGCACGAGUCCCAGCUUGUAAAAGGAGUUCUCAGACGGGUCAGGCAGUUGUUGAAGAAGGAUGACCAAGUUGUAACCGAUAAACUAGUUGGAAUUGAUCUUCAUGUUCGAGAGAUGAUGAGAAAGCUUGGUGUUGUCUACAAUGAUGGACGGGCGAUCGAAGUAUGUGGACAAGAUGUACGUGUCGUUGGAAUAUGUGGAAUGCCAGGUGUUGGAAAGACUACACUUGCAAAGGUUGUCUUCAACAAGAUGCAUCUAUUGUUUGAUGAAUGUAGCUUCCUUCCAGGUAUUAAUUCAAAAGGAAUCACGUUUUCACAAGAAAUGUUGAUUGCUGACCUCCAGAAAGAAAAACCUGCACCACUUAGAUCUUCUGAUGAAGGUACUAAAGAAAUAGCCAGUCUAUUUAGUAGAAUGAAGGUUCUCAUUGUCCUAGAUGAUUUGCAUGAGGUUGAACAAGCUAAAGCAUUAGCCGAGAAACUUAGUUGGUUUGGUCCAGGAAGUAGAAUAAUUGUGACCACAAGCAUGAGGAAUGUUCUAGAUGGAUUUGACAACAGACCAACCAAAAAAUACAAGGUUGAACCCAUGAGAUAUCACCAUGCUCUUCAACUCUUUCGUAAGCAUGCUUUCCAAGGGGAUGCUCUCCAAGAUGUCUCUGAGUAUGAUUACCUGUCCACGGACAUAGUCAAAGCUACUGGAGGGCUUCCUUUAGCUAUUGUGGUUGCGGCCUCAUAUUUAUGCAACAAUAAGGAUGAUAUACGAAUAUGGAGAAAUACUUUGGAAUUCUUAAAAGAUCACCAAGCAAAUGAAGUUGAAGCUGCCUUUAGGGUUGGUUACGACUCUUUAGAUGUUCCUACAAGAAAGAUAUUUCUCGACAUAGCAUGCUUUUUUAUUGGAAAGCAUGAGAGGAUUCUCUCUUACAUGUGGGAGGCUUGUGGUUACUAUCCUGCUAGAGGAAUAAAAUGCCUUCGUGAGAUGCAUUUCUUGGAAAUUGGAGAAAAUAAUGAAUUCAGAAUGCAUGACCUGCUAAGAGACUUUGGCAGGAAACUUGUCGAGAGAAAAGAUCUUCAUGAGCGCUGCAGGAUUUGGAAUCACAGUGAUGCAGUUUCCGUUCUAAAGGAUAGUAAGGAUACUAGAAACGUCGAAGGUAUAGGUCUUGCGGUUGAAGAGGGUUGCAUCGUCUGUUUUACAUGUGAAGAAUUUCAUAAAAUGUCGAAUUUGAGGUACCUUAGACUGGACCGGGCUAACAUUCAGGGAAACACCGAGAAUCUUCUUCCAAAUUUGAGAUGGCUUGAAUGGUCAGCAUGCCGUUUGAUUUCUGACCUAGCUAAUAUGCAUUUGAAGAAGUUAGUCAUUCUCGAUCUGUCUUGGAGUCCAGUCACUGAAGAUUCGCAAGUCUGGAGACAAAUCAUGGAGAAGGUGGAUGAAUUGAAAGUCUUGAACCUGCAAGGAUGUGUUCAGUUACCUGCGUCGUUGAACUUUCGAGCUCCAAUCAAUUUGGAGAUUUUGAUACUGGAAGAUUGCACUCAGUUAUCUCAAAUUGGGCCAUUCAUUAGUGAUUUGAAGAACUUGAGUUCCUUAAAUCUGAGAAAGUGCAUCGGAGUCAGGCAGUUGCCCCAAGAUCUGUGCUGCAUGAAAUCUUUGAGGGAACUCCUGAUUGAUGGAACUGGCAUAUAUAGUAUAUGUUUCUCCGAAGGUUCUUUGGAGAAUCUUGAAAUACUUAGUGCUUGUGACUGUCAAUAUUUGCAAGAUAUAUCCACAAUUGGCCGCCUAAGGAGUCUCUCGAGUCUUGCUCUCGAUGGUGCUGAUAUCGAUGGGCUUCCAUAUACUGUUGAACUUCUUCAGAAACUUCGGAGACUUUCUUUAAGGAAUUGUUGGAAGUUGGGUAAACUUCCGACUUCCAUCGGGAAGCUCGAGCUGCUGGAGGUAAUGGACCUUUCGUACACUGGAAUCAUGAAAAUGCCAUGGUCAGUUAAGGAUUUGAAGAACUUGAAGACACUAAAGAUGGCGCACACUCCCCUACGAAAAUUUCCUGAAGAUAUGGUGAACUUAAAGAACCUGGAGGAGAUAGAUUUCUCCAGCUGCAGAAAUUUGGGGGUGAAGUUCGCUGUGAUAUUUCAGGAUUAUCCUCUUUGAGAAUUUUGAGAUUAUCGUCAUCCGAUGUGGCCGGGCUGAGUCCAAGUAUUGGCCAUCUCUCAUGCCUCCAAACCCUGGACCUACUCGACUGCGACCAACUUCAGGCUCUACCGAAGUUGCCCUCCAGUUUACUCAGUCUCGUCUGGGGAUCCAAACAAAUGAUAGUCCCCGACUUGUCAUAUCUGACGAAUCUGAAAGAGCUACUUUUGAAAGAUGUUGAGCAGCCAGAAGCUAAAUGGCGAAUGAGGUUAUUGAAUCUAAAGACUCCGAAUAUUGGGUGGAUCGCGAGGUUACCAAGUCUAGAGAUCUUGCAAUUGUCCCUUCCAUUGGUCACCAAUCUCCCGGGGAACUUCGGUAUCCUUACGCAGCUCCAGGAGCUCUCUUUAUCCUACAUGAAGGAGCUAGAUCUCACACGACUUCCCUUAACUUCAAGCUUAUUGACUCUGCGUCUCAAACAUUGCACGAUUCAAGAGCCAAAAUUUUCUGGUCUGAAGUAUCUGUCAGAAUUGGAACUAGACAACUGUGAUUUAGCAAAGAUUGAUGGUCUUGAAAAUUUAAAGGUUUUGGAAGUCCUGAAAAUUUCUGAAUGCAGCAUAACGAACCUUGAUGGGCUCAGAGAUUUACCCCGUCUCAGGAAGGUGCAAGUUUUCUCUUGUGAUCUCGCCAGUCUAUCAGAAUUAUGCGAAUGUGAAUGUGAAGUGGACAUUCGCAAUAUUGCAUUUGUCUCACAAAUGUGAAUGUGAAGUCAACAUUUUGAGUCUUCGACAGGAUAUUUCCUUUAAGUCUAAGAAACUGGAGGGCGACCUCUCUAAGUGCAGGGCCACAAAAAAGACCAGGCAGUUUCUUCGCGUCUGGCAAUUGGUAGUGGCAUCAAGAAUCUUGUCGAGGCAAUUGCUGAAGCCUGUAGGAUGCAUCCAAAAGCCAUCCGCUGCCACUCAACUCUUCGAUCACGAUGAAAAAGAGGUGACAAAGGAGAAAGUAACAUCCAGGAUCCACGGGCGACAUUGCAGGGACUCAGCAAUUGUGAGCCAUCACAGGCCCGUGUUUUCGUCGACUCUGCUGGGAAAAUUCAUCCUGAACACCGCCUUCAGUGUUGCCAUUCUCCAUUCGAGUUAAUCAAGUUGUCGGGUUCCCGAAUAUCCUGGAGUUGAUUGUAGGAUGGUGAUGACGAAAGUUUCACCAAGACGGAGGCUUUUGUUUUCUUUUCUCAAUUUGUUGCACAUGAAUUUUUUAACUUCUGCAAUAGACAUAAUGUUCUAUCUAACAAGCUAAAAGAUGUCCAGUCUGUUCCUUAUUCA